AUGAUUUUCUUAGCUUCUGUAUUCACCAAUGGGCUCCCCAUACUGACUGCUUCACUGCCCUCUGCAUCCAAAACCUUGCUUCACCCUAUCCUGAGUACUGCAGUUGAAUUAUCCUUUUCUAGUGGUGAUCAUCCUCCCAAUUUACCCUAUUCUUUCUUUCUUCUUCCAUUAUCCAACCAAACAAGGUCCUAUCUUGGUCUCUUAUUCUUUUGUCUAUUUCUUCUUCUUAAUUUAUUAACCUAUGGUUACCUGUCUUGGGGCCAGAGCUUAAAAGAAGAAGAGGAAGGGGCCUUACUAGGUCAAGCUGGAGAGAGACUAGAGUCCAUUACAGCUGCCACCUCCCAGCCUCAUCUAAUUUUCAUCUUAGCUGAUGAUCAGGGAUUUAGAGAUGUGGGUUACCAUGGAUCUGAGAUAAAAACGCCCACUCUGGACAAGCUCGCUGCGGAAGGAGUCAAACUGGAGAACUACUACGUGCAGCCGAUUUGCACACCUUCCAGGAGCCAAUUUAUUACUGGAAAAUAUCAGAUACACACGGGACUUCAACAUUCUAUCAUAAGACCUACUCAACCCAACUGUUUACCUCUGGACAAUGCAACCCUACCUCAGAAGCUGAAGGAGGUUGGCUAUUCAACGCAUAUGGUUGGCAAAUGGCACCUGGGUUUUUACAGAAAAGAAUGUAUGCCCACCAAGAGAGGAUUUGAUACCUUUUUUGGUUCUCUUUUGGGAAGUGGAGAUUACUAUACACACUACAAAUGUGACAGUCCUGGGAUGUGUGGCUAUGACUUGUACGAAAAUGACAAUGCUGCCUGGGACUACGACAAUGGCAUAUACUCCACACAGAUGUAUACUCAGAGAGUGCAGCAAAUCUUGGCUUCCCAUAACCCCACAAAGCCUAUAUUUUUAUAUAUUGCCUACCAAGCGGUCCACUCGCCGCUGCAAGCCCCUGUCAGGUAUUUUGAACACUACCGAUCCAUUGUCAACAUCAACAGGCGGAGGUACGCAGCCAUGCUUUCCUGCUUAGAUGAAGCAAUCCACAACGUGACCCUGGCUCUGAAGGCGUAUGGUUUCUACAACAACAGCAUUAUCAUUUACUCUUCAGACAACGGUGGCCAGCCCGCAGCAGGAGGAAGUAACUGGCCCCUCAGAGGCAGCAAAGGAACAUACUGGGAGGGGGGGAUCCGGGCCAUUGGCUUUGUGCAUAGCCCUCUUCUGAAAAACAAGGGGACGGUGUGUAGGGAACUCGUGCACAUCACCGACUGGUACCCCACUCUGAUUUCCCUGGCGGAAGGGCAGAUCGAUGAGGAUAUUCAGUUAGAUGGCUACGACAUCUGGGAGACCAUCAGUGAAGGCCUUCGUUCACCCCGAGUAGAUAUUUUGCACAACAUUGAUCCCAUUUACACCAAGGCAAAGAACGGCUCUUUGGCAGCAGGCUACGGGAUCUGGAACACGGCGAUCCAGUCGGCCAUCAGGGUGCAGCACUGGAAACUGCUCACGGGAAACCCCGGCUACAGCGACUGGGUUCCCCCGCAGUCCUUCAGCAACCUGGGGCCCACCCGGUGGCACAACGAGCGCAUCACCCUGUCCACCGGCAAAAGCGUGUGGCUUUUCAACAUCACGGCUGACCCCUACGAGAGGGUGGACCUGUCUCACAGGUAUCCCGGGAUCGUCAAGAAGCUCCUCCGGAGGCUCUCGCAGUUCAACAAAACGGCAGUGCCGGUCAGGUAUCCCCCAAAAGACCCCAGAAGUAACCCGCGGCUCAACGGGGGAGUCUGGGGGCCGUGGUACAAAGAAGAAAAGAAGAAAAAGCAGCAAAGCAAAAGCAAGGCUGGGAAAAAGCCAAAGAAAAAGAAGAUAAAGAAGAAGAAACAGCGGAAAGCAGGCUCGUUUCCAAAUUGCCAUUCAGGAGUGACUCGUGGAUAG
Molecule: messenger RNA, 1920 nt
Organism: Otolemur garnettii (small-eared galago)
Lineage: Eukaryota; Metazoa; Chordata; Mammalia; Primates; Galagidae
Gene: ARSJ
Product: arylsulfatase family member J
Exons: 3
Coding region: 1-1920 (639 amino acids)
Source: RefSeq, a predicted model, not a curated record